UGAAUUUUGUAUAAAUGUCAGCAUCAAUAUUACUGCCGUCACUGUCUGACAUAGCCGUUCAAGAUCAUGGGAGUUUUAAGCAAUCUGGCCAUCUUGUCGUUGUUGACACUGGUCUCCAGAGUUGCCAAUCGAAACGUUGCUGCCAAAUCCUUUGUGCAACUUUCUUCCAAUCCCGAAUCAGGUCCCAUUCCAUACUGUGAGAAUGGCCAAUGGAAGAGCUGCGAGCAAGUCAUUGUUGACCUGACAGCUUUGAGAAAUAACCAGCCCUUGACUCUGCCCAAUGGAGAUCAGGUCAGCUUGGUUGAUUCCUCACCAGGACCUGAUCCCGGAUCAACCACGGCGGUUUAUCAAUCUGAAGACCUGUUGGACUCCGUGACCAUCACUUUCUUCACCUCUGGUUCCAAUGAGGUCAAUGCCGUUAUUCAUGAGGAUGACCAAGUCUUCAACUUGGCGCCUUGCGACAAAAAUAGGGUCGAUUGUCAUGUUUUAGCCAAGGGGGACCCGGACGUGGAGGAUCCCACGUUAAGCUACACAAUGAGGGAUUUGGAGUUGAUGACUGAGCUAGAAGAACUUCGAGAUGGUGAGGACCAAAAAGAGCAAGGUCAAUUCCAACAAGAUGAGGAUGGGACGUACGUGGCCACCAUCAAGAUCUACUACACAAAGGAAUUUGCCAAUGCAGAACCCAACGUGAAUGCCUAUAUUUCCAAUAUGAUCAGUACAGCCAACGCUUGCUUCAAAAACUCGAAAACCAAAUUCCGUUUACGAUUGCUCUGUACCGAACAACUGAACAAUAUCACUGAAAACCGACGUGGGGGGGACAUCUUGUACGAUUUUCGCAUAAGCAAAGAAACCAAAGAGAAUCUACGAGGAACGGCAGAUUUUGCCCAUCUUCUGGUGGAAAAAGCACCAGGCGUUUGCGGAGUGGCCUAUAGCGGGAGUACAAACUGGCCGUUUGGGUUGUCCAGGAGAAGUUGCGCCAUUUCCUACUACACCUUUAGUCACGAGAUUGGUCAUAAUUUGGCAUGCUGGCAUGAUCAAGACGCUUAUCCACAUUCUGACCACCCAAAUAACACUCAUUAUUAUGCAUACGGUUACUUUAUUCCUGGCACUGGCCACCGCACCACAAUGGCGUCCUCGAGAGCUGGUUAUCGAACGAAGGUGAACCUGUAUUCCAACCCAGAUGUAGCAUUCCAAAAUGUCCCUGUUGGAGAUGUCCGGAACAAUUGCGCUCUCAAGAUCCGAAGAAAUGCGAAGAAGUUUGCCAGUAUUGGCUCAGACGACACCAACUCAUGUGAUUCCAGCACGGCAAGCACGACAAGCACGGCAAGCACGACAAGCACAGCAAGCACAGCAAGCACGACAAGCACGACAAGCACGGCAAGCACGACCAGCACGGCAAGCACAGCAAGCACGACAAGCACGACAAGCACGGCAAGCACGACAAGCACGGCAAGCACAGCAAGCACAGCAAGCACAGCAAGCACAGCAAGCCCACAGCAAGCACGACAAGCACGACAAGCACGACAAGCACGGGCAAGCACGACAAGCACAACAAAGCACGGCAAGCACGACCAGCACGGCAAGCGUGGCAAGCACGGCAAGCACGACAAGCACGACAAGCGCGACAAGCACGGCAAGCACGGCAAGCCUGACAAGCACGACAAGCACGGCAAGCAUGGCAAGCAUGACAAGCACGGCAAGCACGACAAAGCACAACAAGCACGGCAAGCACGACCAGCACGGCAAGCGUGGCAAGCACGGCAAGCACGACAAGCACGACAAGCGCGACAAGCACGGCAAGCACGGCAAGCCUGACAAGCACGACAAGCACGGCAAGCAUGGCAAGCAUGACAAGCA
Tigriopus californicus is the source of this 1857-nucleotide messenger RNA. RefSeq lists its product as uncharacterized. Bases 67 to 1815 code for a protein of 582 amino acids. Lineage: Eukaryota; Metazoa; Arthropoda; Copepoda; Harpacticoida; Harpacticidae. The transcript is spliced from 7 exons. The record is from RefSeq and is a predicted model, not a curated record. Gene Ontology annotation, molecular function: metallopeptidase activity.